This is a messenger RNA of Dovyalis caffra, 1305 nucleotides long. Lineage: Eukaryota; Viridiplantae; Streptophyta; Magnoliopsida; Malpighiales; Salicaceae. The record is from the annotation of a GenBank genome assembly.
AUGGAUCCAUCACGGGAUCAAAGUUCAAGAGUAUAUGCAGAGAUACCUAGAGACAUUUUGUUAGAAGUUCUUGGACCUUCAAAAGUUUACAAGGAAGUGAUCAAGAAAGUGAUAAACUCUACUGUAGCUGAAUAUGUUGAUAAGGAAGGCUUAAAAGUUAGCAAAGACUUGAGAGUUGAACAAAGCUUUGAAGAUCUUGAAGAUGCAUUUGAACCAGAUGAAAAAUUCAGCUUUAAUGCUCAACAUGUUGCUCGCAGGAAAUUUAGUUCUUCUCUACAUUGGAACUUCCAUCCAUCAUCCAACAGAGUUGAUGUUGCCUUCAGGCAUACUGGUGUAAGCAAUCGCAGAUGGAUUGCUUGGGCUAUCAAUCCUACUUCAGGAGGUAUGAUAGGUUCGCAAGCAAUCGUUUCUUUUCCAAGAACUGAUGGAAGUCUUGCAGUUUAUACUUCACCAAUAAUAAGUUACAGAACACGAUUGGAACAAGGAAAUCUUAGCUUUCCUGUCUUUGAUUUAUCGGCUACUAAUCAGAACAAUGAGAUGAUAAUCUACGCCAGUUUACAGUUCCAAGGAAACAUUACUACAGUCAAUCAUCUCUGGCAAGUAGGUCCAAUGUCUGGCAACACUCCCACGAUCCAUAGCGUUGCUCCAUCCAGUCCUAAUGUUAAAUCCGUGGGGAGUUUGGACUUCCUUUCGGGGAGGAUUACUUCUACAAGAAGUUCUUCAAGCACACUGAAAAUCGUCCAUGGAAUACUGAACACAGUAAGCUGGGGUAUUCUAAUGCCUAUCGGGGCCAUCAUUGCAAGGUACUUGAAAAAGUUCGAAUCUGCAAACCAUUUGUGGUUCUACUUGCAUGUCGCUUGUCAACUUCUGGCCUGUAUACUUGGUGUUCUUCCUGGAUUUGUGACUGGAAUUGUUCUUGGCUUGAGGUCUCAAGGAAUCGAACAUACCUGUCACAAAAUAAUCGGCAUUGUCCUAUUCUGUCUUGCAAUAGCACAGGUGGUCGGUGGCUUGUUGAGACCUGACAAAGAUAGCAAGUAUCGGCCUUUCUUCAACUGGUUCCACUUCUUGGUCGGUUGUUCAACACUUAUCCUAAGCGCAUCCAACAUAUUUGUAGGAUUUGGCAUUUUACAAUCUGCAAAUUUUUGGAGGACUGCCUACAUUGCUGUAUUAGGAGUGUUGGGGUUCAUCGUGUUGCUAUUGGAAUUAUACUUUUGGCACAUUAAUCGGAUUAAAGGUCUGAAGUCAGAUACCGCAGACAAGAACAAGUCCACUGGCAUUGCUGUAGCUGCAUUGGAUGAGGUUUAG